AUGUCUAACAUAAAGUACCGUGAGGACAUCGUUCUCAGAUUGCAGGCUCGGAAGGAUCAAAGAUCACAUGACUUUCGAUAUAUAUUUCUGUCUGAACAAAAACUUGGUUUCUUGCAAAAAUUUGACAAAAUGAUGUCGUUUUUUCAACGCAUUUUGGACUGGAUUCGCAGCCUCUUUUGGAAAGAAGAGAUGGAACUAACACUAGUCGGGCUUCAGUACUCUGGAAAAACGACUUUUGUGAAUGUGAUUGCGGUAUGAAAAUGCUACAAUGCUGUGGUUUUGUUUUUGUUUUCGAUGUCAUUUCAAUGUGGUAGUUGUUUAUAAUUGUACUUACUGAUGCUCUUUUGCAGUCUGGGCAAUAUAAUGAAGAUAUGAUCCCCACAGUAGGGUUUAAUAUGAGGAAAAUAUCGAAAGGCAAUGUUACCAUAAAGGUAUACUGAUUAUCCAUUAAUAUAUUGACUUUUAAAACAUGGUAUUAUCUGUGUCAAUAUUAAUAUUUGCAUGGUUUUAUAAACUAUAGGUGAUGUGUAACCACUCCCAUGGGAUUCAAAGGACAAAGCGAUUUUUGCCAUUUUGGAUGAAUUUGCAUGACAAACAACCAAAAUCUUUUGUCAAUGUCAUCCAACAUGGCGACGGUGACAUAACUUGCACAUCACCUAUAUCACAAUAACUGCAUUGUUUGACAAAAAAUUUAGAUGCUACACAUUCUCGCAUCAAAAUAUAUAGGGGCAAUUAACCAAUUCCUAUUUAAUACUCAAUGUAUCAAACAAUAAGAUAUUGCCUUUUGCAUAAUUGGUCAUCCCAGAAAACAUCCAUGCCUCCCCGACUGAGGAGAGUGGGAAUUAACUUCCUUACGGACAUCCUAAUACACUUACUAUUACCAGUAGAAAUUCACGGUAGAAAUUUCCUCCGUGGGGGAGUGUGGAUCUUUUCUGGAGUGACCCAAUAUAUAAUUUAUUUUCAGGUUUGGGACAUUGGUGGGCAACCUCGUUUUAGAAGUAUGUGGGAGAGAUACUGCCGUGGCGUGAACUGCAUUGUGUAUGUAAACAUAAGAUUUGUGUAUUUUGUAUUUUCUACUAAAUACAAGGCAAUAUUUUCUAUGUUGUGUAAUUGGGAUGAAAAGUGUUACUGUCAAUGCACUAGAAGUGUUGAUAAAAUAUUGCAUCAAUUCAUUUCCUCAAGUUGAUCAAUUCAUACAAAUUCAAAUUUCUUUUUACUUCCUGUGCAUUUCCUAUUGGUCAAUAGGUUCUGAAACGAAAUCUAAUUGGCUCAUCUAAAAGUAACAGGAAGUUGAUCAAUUUUCUAUCAAAUGAAUUGAUCAACUUGAGGAAAUGAAUUGGUGCAAUAUUUUAUCAACACUUCCAUUGCAUCGACAGUAAAAACCUAUAAUCUUUUUGGCAUUCCACUCAAAAUGACUUUGUUUUAGCAAAGUAAAUUUUGUAGUUUACACAGUUAGCAACUUUUUUAAUGCAUCUGGCGGCUGAGAAACACAAAAUAAUAGUUAAUCAUUGAUGCUAUAAAAUUGAUGACAUAUUUAUACACUCAGUAAUAUAAGCAAAACUUACUGAACUUCAGAAAUAAUUUUCUUUUUGGUGUACCAUGUACAAUUGAGCUGUACAUGUACAAUUGAGCUGCUUUGGUACAGGCUGGGCAGAGUCAGAUGAAAGUGUCCAUAUUAGCAGGAUGUGUAUAAUGACAUUUUCUCCAUUGUCUCAUUACUGUCGUUCCAAUUGAAGUGUUGCUCAAAUAUUGAUUCAAUACAUCACCUCGGGCUGACCAAUUCAUUUCAUCAAGUUCCUCGAGAUAUUCAUACACUUCCUGUGAAAGAGCCAAUUCCAAGUAUUUGAUCAUUUCUGGUCACUUCCUGUGUAUUUAUGAUUGGUUAGUUGCACAAACAACAAAGGUGAUUGGUGCGUUCAAACUAUUCAACAGGAAGUUUACAAUUAUACUAGGAAGUGUAUGAAUAUCUCGAGGAAUAUCCCGAUUUGGGUGUUGGGGCAUCAAUUUCCCAUUUGUAAUGCAAAAUGACUGAAAAGGCAAAGCUCUAUUUUCCUCAUUUUACAACAUUUUGCAAUGAAACUUUGGAAUAUUACUAAUUUUGUGAUGCUCUUUCAAGCUGUGAUGAAAUAUUUGUCUAGACUUGCCUAGAUCAAAAUUUUAGUUAUAAGGGGAAAGGUCUAUUGUCUGCAUUGGUUAAUUAACAAGAAUUAAAUGCCACCCAAAAAUGGUGGAUAUUUGUCAUCAUGAGAAAGGCUAAUUGAUAAGUUAACCUCCCUGCUAGCACACUGUAGUCUCGGCACAAGAUAAAUCAUAUGAUGUGCAAUAUACAAUUACUUUAUGGUUUCCGUGUUUGGAUGGCCUGAUCCAAACACGCGGGAAUGUUGCGAGAGUUAAGAAAAACGCGCGAAAGCACGAGCCGAAGGCGAGUGAUUUUGCGCGCUUUUCUUAACUCGAGCAACAUUCCCAAGUGUUUGGAUCAGGCCGUCCUAACAGGGAAACCAUAAAGUAAUUGUUUUAUAAAAUAACAACAGCACGAUAGUCUUCCGUGUUUGGAUGGCCUGAUCCAAACACGGGUUUCGACCAAUCAGAGCAUGUGUUAUAUACAUGUUAUUUUAUAAUUUUCAAUACCACAACAUUUGAACUUAUUAACACAAGAAUUUUUUUGUAGAUAUAUGGUUGAUGCUGCCGAUCAUGAUAAAUUUGAUGCUUCGAAAAAUGAACUGCAUAAUUUAUUGGAUAAACCGCAGCUGUCAGGAAUUCCAGUAAGAACGUUUAUCAUUACUGACAGUUCAUUUAAGCAUCAUCAAAUUUGUAGUCUAUCAUAAAUUUGUAACCUACCAUUAAUUUGUUGAAAUAACAAAUACUGAACAAGGUUUGUUAUUCUGCAGGUACUUGUGCUUGGAAACAAGCGAGAUUUACCCAAUGCAAUAGAUGAGAAAGAAUUGAUAGAAAAAUUGUAAGUAUUUGUUUUAAGGUACAGUACCAAUAAAUAAGUGGAAAAACAUCACAAAAAACCUGUAGAUAUACAGAAGUACAUUUUUAUAUGUAUGAUAAUUAUGUGUAUAUUUUUUCUAUGAUUAUAAAGCAUUUUAUUGUGAUAUCUUUCAGAAACCUUUCAUCUGUUCAAGAUCGAGAAAUUUGUUGCUAUUCCAUUUCUUGCAAAGAAAAACAAAAUAUAGGUAUGUUGUUAUGCUUUUUUGCAGGUACAUGUAAGUACAUAUUCGUAAUCUGAAACAGGUAGACUAGAUAAAAUAGAGGUUGCAUUUUUCCAGGCGAGGAGAUUUAAAGGGAGAUUUUUUAUUACAUACUCAAAACUAAUGAGUGUAACGAACCACUUUUCUAGGUGGACUAUUAACUGAGGAUUUCUGGUUAAGAUUCCACCUAACAUAUUCUGGUUAAUUCAACCAUAUAGCCAGGUUAAAUUUUAGAGUAUAUAUUAAAUGUUGGAUGGUCAUUUGAGGGUCAGAACUUUUAAUAAUUUUCUCAUACAUGACUUUAUUUAAUUAAAGUGGUUACAACUCCUAGCCCUAAAGCUAGUUUACAAGAUCUCCACUAACUACAAUACUAGCAAAUUACUGGUUAUAUACAAGUUAAGUACAUCAAUUCUAUAAGAUGACAUAAAUUACCAAAAAAAAGUUAAACUUUUUUAGGUAAACAACAAAACCCCUUACAUAUUAAAUUGUACAAUCCUUUACUAUUUAUAUCAGGUUCACAUAUCAAAAGCUUAUUUUCACAUAUGAAACAUAUUGCUGCAAAAAUAUAUACAUGCAGUGUAGGUAUUUAUUGCAGUUUGUAUGUACAGUAUGUAGGUUACAUCGUGGAAAUGUGAAAAUCCUGAAAAAUUAUUAUGUAGUGAAAUUACUAUAUGUGACAUAUUCAAGUAAUUAUUUUAAGUUAAUAGGCAAAAAAAUAUAUAGGCCAAUUAUAUUGUUUGUGUUCAUACUUGUAAAAAAAAUCAUACUGUUAACAAUCCACAAUUUAUAAAAAUAAUGAAAGGUUAGUAUACAACCUAAUAUAUUGGAAUAUUUCUGCAAAGAGUGAAACUAAAUGUUGCAAGUACUCCAAUGUUACAGAGUGAGUACAUAAUUGAUACAGAUAGGUAGAAACUGUACGUUUUAUUAGAACAGAUCAACAGAUUAUUCUAAUAGCGAAGCUAAUCUAGAAAUUAUAUUAAGGUGGUAAGGGACCUGGGUUCAUAGUCAUUUAUCAAAGUAGUCACUUUAAGUUUUGUUUAUAUAAGUGUUUGCCUGACUUACAAUUUUUCAAGUCAUUGGGAAUUGAAUUCCAUAAAUUUCAAAUUCCCUUUUUUGUUUUGUAGAUAUAACUCUACAGUGGCUGAUGAACCACUCAAAAUCAAAGAGUUAGAAAAUUGAGAUAUUUGAACAAUAAUUAUGAACCUCUCUACAUUAAGCAAGUGUGAUUGCUUAGGGACCCUCCUUCUUUAGACUUCACUUUUAUCAAUAUACAAAUUAUAAGUAUACACCACGAGUAGAAUAUAAACAUUCAGUUGGAAUUUUGGAGCUACAGUACGUUUGAAUAUUGCCUUUUGUCGGGCUGAUUUCAAGAUUUACUACAUGUAUGUUUCUUACAAUGUGAGUUUUGUACUUUGAAAAGAGUUUAACGCAUUAUAUAAUAAUCCAUGAAGAAAAGGAAAAGGAAAACGCUACCUUGUCGGUGGUUUUAAAUGUGAUCAAAAAUCAUCUUUAGCUUAGACAACGUUUAUUUGUAAAAUUACUUCACCAAUAAACUCAUAAGAUGGGUAAUUUUUUUAAGACAUUUACAGUCAAACCAGAUGUUAACACUCUUGCGAGCAAUAUUGCAAUAUUGUCCUACAAUAGUGCAAUUUUGAUAGGCAGAUACUCAGAUAGCUCUGAGUAAGUUGCAACCGACGCGAACAAAUUGCAAGUUGAAAUUCGCAAAAGAUUUGUAAACAAAGCCUCUGAUUAUACUAUAAGAAAGGGGGAAGCACCAAUCCAGUUGCUCAGACUAUUUGAUUGGCUUCCCUCUUAUAAUCCAAUCAGAGGCUUUGUUUACAAAUCUUUUGUGAAUUUCCAACUUGCAAUUUGUUCACGUCGGUUGCAAAUUGCUCAGAGCAAUCUGCCUAUCAAAAUUGCAAUAUUGUGGGACAAUAUUGCAAUGUUUCUUGCAAGAGAACAUCCGGUUUGACUGUAAAACACUUACGUACUGUACAGUCCAUGCUUUGUCAGAUAUAAUACACUUGGCUGUUACUCGUGUUUUAUAUCUGAUAAAGCACUCCUGCUCGUAUUUUGAAUAGUACAUAUUCAUUGCGCAACAGGCCUCGAAUUUCCCUGAAAUCAGUCGACGGCAAUGGCGUUAAAAAUUGCCGUAGAACGUAACAGUUGUCUACGGCAAUUUUGGCAGUUUCCACGGCAUUUUUCAAAUUACUGUAAUAAAACUUUAAUUUUAUUGUUACUUUGGAUCUAUGACAAGCUAGAAAUAUGUCUACCUACUUCUUUAGUGGGUUUUUUUUCGAAGAAAACUGAGACUAAAAUAGUGAUUUAUGCAUGAUUUGAUCAACAUCUGAAUUCAAGUAUCAAAGUAGUAAUGCACAGUGAAUAGUAUAAAAAUUGCGCUACACGGCAAAAAAUUGCCGUCGUUGCCGCAAUGAUCCACGGCAUUUUGUUCUCCCUCUACGGCGAUUGCCGCGAUAAAAUUCGAGCCCUGGUGCGCAAUAUAUGCAGUCUGACAUUGCCAAUUUUUCUUAGGCCUAUUUGUAAAACUUCAGCCCGACAAGUUUGAAGCGUUAACGUAGCUGUAGACAGAUUUUUAAAAUCCAAUCGAUAUUAUGAGCGGUUUUGAUUAUGAAAAAGAAAUCAUGGAAUCCUAAUUAUCAUAAAUGUAUUAUUUUGUAAUAGAAUGUUAUCGAAUGGUCACUUUUCUUGGUCCUACUCGAAGUAAUAUACAGGUUCAGAUUUGGCUUUCGCUACCGCUAUUUCUCACUGGCUUAGGACGCAUCUGAUUGGAUAAUCGGAUAUAUCAAACGCAUCUGAUUGGUUAAUCGGAUAUAUGAAACGCAUCUGAUUGGUUAAUCGGAUCUAUCAAACGCAUCUGAUUGGUUAAUGAUCGCUUAAUGGUAGCAGAACUCAAAUCUGAAUCUCUCUAAAGGGACAGUCACUUGGGGAAUUACAAUCACAUGAGUCACUCGAAAUAGGCCUUUCCACGGUUUCUGUCGCCAUAUUGCAGGGGGUGCAAAAACAUUGGGGCGAGCGCGGGACCACCAAUGGCGCCCAUACUAUUUCCUAUUGAGUGAGUGAAAAUUACCUUUUGACAUUUUGUCCUUUUUCUCAAAAAAUUUCGAUACAAGCAUAUCCAAUUUUUAUUUUUGGAUAAUCGCUGGGUUUUUUCUGUUAUGUGGCUGAGAUUUCUUGCUAAUCGAGGGACAGGAAGUAAUAAAAAACGGCGGCUUUUGUUGCACACCUUGACCGACGUUUGAGCGAUGAUUCUUGUUAUUUCGUUUGUUUAACCGAUCUUUGGAAGAAUAUUUGUCCAUUAAGUGUGUGAGUCCUUUGGUGUCCGCCAUUAUUACUGUUUAUAUUUGUAUAUUUGUACAAGAAUCAUCGCUCAAACGUCGGUCAAGGUGUGCAACAAUAGCCGCCGUUUUUUAUUACUUCCUGUCCCUCGAUUAGUAAGAAAUCUCAGCCACAUAUCAGAAAAAACCCAGCGAUUAUCCAAAAAUAAAAAUUGGAUAUGCUUGUAUAGAAAUUUUUUGAGAAAAAGGACAAAAUGUCAAAAGGUAAUUUUCACUCACUCAAUAGGAAAUAGUAUGGGCGCCAUUGGUGGCCGCGCGCUCGCCCCAAUGUUUUUGCACCCCUGCAAUAUGGCGGCAGAAACCUUGGAAAGGCCUAUUGCGUGAAAUUUCAAUGUUUUUGGGUCAUCCAUAAUUAUCGAAGCCAGCUCGGGUACACAGGCUGGCUCGCCCUAAUAAACAACCCCUUAUUUCAUUUAAUUUUAUUUAUUUCUCAUAUUACCGAAUAACUUUUUAAAUUUUUUUAAUUGAAAUUAAAAUUAAAUCAAUUUAUUGCAUAAUGUCCGAGCGGUCACGGGACUCAAAUGUCCAACAGGACUCAAAGUUCCACGCGAGGCACUCCCCACUAUAAACUAUUUUAAUAGUAUAUCGACUGAAAUCUAGAUAUAAAUGUAUAUAGAUAAAGAAUUGCGAAUAUCGGAUCAUCGCGAGGUAUACAGUCGUUGAACUAAGCAUAUAUCAAGGUUUUUAAGAGAAAAAUAAAUGUGCAGUUAAUAUUUGGUGAAGAAGAUUGGUGGCUUGCGUCAUUGGGAUACCCAUUUGGCGCGAAUACUUGUGAGACUCUCUGGAUUACAUACGUUGCCGCAUUUGUCGCGAAGGACCACAACUCGCCAGCCCGUCGCUCAGCCCACACUCUCCAGCUCUCGUUCAUGGUUGUGAGACGUGGUUGACCGUUGGCCAUCUUAAAGACAAGAUGAUUUUCUUGAUAUCCUGAAUCUGACCAAUAAAUCUUUAUAAAGUGGUCAGCAACGAUUUCAAUUUUGCAAUUUUGUCUUGCAUGGUCGGACAUCUGCGCGACGAAUGACUGCACAAACUGUACCAGAUGUUGACAGUCGUAACAUUGCCGCGGGCAACGGUCCAUUGCUGUAGUGAUGUCGUUGCGCGUCACGUGGGGAUAGCAUGCCACUUGGUCGACAUGGUUUGCCUAA
Messenger RNA from Paramuricea clavata, 7695 nucleotides. NCBI's taxonomy places the organism in Eukaryota, Metazoa, Cnidaria, Anthozoa, Malacalcyonacea, Plexauridae. The record is from the annotation of a GenBank genome assembly.